Sardina pilchardus (European sardine) is the source of this 1305-nucleotide messenger RNA. RefSeq names its product oleoyl-ACP hydrolase (gene olah). The transcript is spliced from 7 exons. The record is from RefSeq and is a predicted model, not a curated record. The coding region runs from base 211 to 972 and encodes 253 amino acids. Gene Ontology annotation, biological process: lipid biosynthetic process. NCBI's taxonomy places the organism in Eukaryota, Metazoa, Chordata, Actinopteri, Clupeiformes, Clupeidae.
ACGAAUUGACGAAACAGAAACACCCAGCCGGAACGAUCCUGUUAGUGAAUUUUGUGAAGAAGACGUGAUCUGUUAGUGAGUAGAACAGUAACCAAACUUCAACCAGUAGGCUACUGACAUCAACGCAGCUUUCUGCUUACUGAUUUUGUUUUGACGGGCUGCACUGGGAGAUGAGAGGAACUGUACAAGCUGAAUGAAACAGUCCCAGAUAUGGAUAAAGUCAUCAAUUGUUUCCGCAAGAAGCCAGACGCUGUGGCUCGACUAAUAUGUUUCCCCUGGGCUGGGGGUGGCUCGAUCCCCUAUGCGCGAUGGGGGAACAUGAUGAGCUCGAUUGAAGUGUACUCUGUACGUUUACCUGGGAGGGAGUCUCGUGCCAAGGAGCCCUUUCACAAGAGCAUGCAGCAGGUGGUGGAAGAGGUUAUCACUGUAUUGUUGCCUGUCCUUAGGGAGAAGCCAUUUGCCCUAUUUGGGCACAGUUUUGGUGCCAUGUCAUGCUUUGCGUUUGCUGAGUCACUGAAAAGAAUGCAUGGGAUUGAACCGACCCACGUCUUCCUCUCCGGGGCCUCUGCUCCAUAUUCUGAGACCCGUCUCAAUGCCCCCUCCAGAAGUGCUCUAUCAGAUGAAGAGUUCCUACGAUGGAUGAGUGCCAUUGGAGGCACACCCCAAGAGCUAUUAGCCAAUCCAGAGCUCAUGAAGCUCUUCCUUCCUCCACUGAAGGCAGACCUUCAUGUAGUUGAGAGCUACAGGUGUCCACGGCCAGAGACGCCCUUCCUGUCCUGCCCACUCUUCUGCUUCGAUGGAACACAAGACGUGAAACACGACCUCGAAGCCUGGAAGGACAUGACAAGUGGAGACUUCAGCAUCCAGAUGCUGCCUGGGGCCCACUUCUAUCUGAGGGAGGCGGCAAAUGAGAAGAUUAUACUGGACCAUGUCACCAGACACCUGGAGACAGCAGAGAUGGACUACCUGUGAUUGACUGGACCAUGUUGAUCUGGACGAGUGACCCACUAUAGCGCCUUGCUCUUACCUGAGUAAAUAAUAAUUCCUUUAAAGUCACAUGACAUGUAAUUUUUCCGGUGUAGGGGAGUAAAGGUGGAGUCUGUGGGGUCAAUUGUUUGGGUUGUUGUGUCUGCGGGGUGUCUGUUUAGAACUCUCGGCUGUUCUCACAUGCACACACACACAACCUACAGAUUGUUUUGAGAGUAUUUAAUGUACAUAAGAUUAAUGCCAAUGUAGUGUGUUUUUGUGUUCACUAUGCAUUUUAAUUUAAUUAAUAUCAAAAUAAAAAUGUGUUGCUUUCCCAAA